Messenger RNA from Python bivittatus (Burmese python), 5370 nucleotides. Lineage: Eukaryota; Metazoa; Chordata; Lepidosauria; Squamata; Pythonidae. The record is from RefSeq and is a predicted model, not a curated record.
GAUCUGUUUUUUGCUUUCCAGAUGCAGCUGUAAUCCUCGGCUGUGUGUUUCGUUGAAAGGACCUAAUGUUUUACAUUAUUGGAGGGAUCACAGUGGUAUCUGUGGUGGCUUUCUUUUUCACCAUUAAGUUCCUCUUUGAGCUUGCCGCACGUGUAGUCAGCUUCCUCCAGCAUGAGGACCGGGAACGCCGAGGAGAACGGACAAUUUAUGACUACGUGCGAGGCAAUUACUUGGACCCCCGCUCUUGUAAAGUCUUCUGGGACUGGAAGGAUCCCUGUGAGGUGGGCCAUAGUAUGGCCUUCCGAGUGCAUUUAUUUUAUAAGAAUGGCCAGCCUUUCCCUGCUCAUCAUCCUGUUGGACUGCGAGUUCACAUCUGCCAUGUGGAGUUAGCAAUAGAUAUUCCUGUCACCCAGGAAGUGCUUCAAGAACCCAGUUCCAAUGUGGUGAAGGUGGCAUUCACUGUGCGCAGAGCUGGGCGCUAUGAGAUAAGCAUAAAACUUGGAGGCUUGAAUGUUGCGUAUAGUCCUUACUACAAAGUCUUUCAACCAGGGAUGGUGGUUCCCUCAAAAACCAAAAUUGCCUGCCAUUUCUCCACUCUGGUGCUGACGUUUGGGCAGCCACACACUUUGCAAAUAGUUCCCAGAGAUGAAUAUGAUAACCCUACUAGCAACUCAGUAUCACUGAUAGAUGAGCACAAUUACAGCCUCUCAGUCCAUGAACUUGGCCCCCAGGAAGAAGAGCCUUCUGAUGUUUUGUUUGAAAAGUCUGUGAUGUCCAAUCAACAGACUUGUCAAGUUUUCCUGAGACUCACCCUACUGCGUAGGGGGUGUUUCCGUGCCUGCAUCUCUUACCAAAACCAGCCUAUUAGCAAUGGAGAGUUUGACAUAAUUGUUCUAAGUGAGGAUGAAAAGAAUACUGUAGAGCGCAAUGUUUCUACCUCAGGAGUCAGUAUCUACUUUGAAGCCUACCUGUAUAAUGCUAGUAGCUAUACCAACACCCAGUGGCAUCUUCCACCCCUGCAUUUGGGCUCCUUUCAGCGACGACCUUCCACUGCUACUGAGGAUGAGGAUGAAGACUCUCCUUCUGACAGCCCGACCCCUGAGAAAGUGAAGAAACCCAAAAAGGUUUACUGCUAUGUUUCACCUAAGCAAUUCUCAGUGAAGGAAUUCUACUUGAAGAUUAUUCCUUGGCGUCUCUUUACUUUCCGAGUAUGUCCUGGCACCAAAUUUUCUUAUCAUGGGCCUGAUCCUGUACACAAGUUGCUGACAUUGGUGGUGGAUGAUGGGAUCCAGCCUCCUGUGGAGUUGAGUUGCAAAGAGAGGAACAUCUUGGCAGCCACUUUUAUUCGUUCUCUGCAUAAAAAUAUAGGAGGCUCAGAGACUUUUCAGGACAAAGUCAACUUCUUCCAGAGGGAAUUGCGUCAGGUGCACAUGAAGAAACCUCAUUCCAAAAUUUCUUUGAAAGUCACCCGCCAUAACCUUCUGGAUUCUUCUCUGAAAGCAACACGGAAUUUUUCUGUUUCCGACUGGAGCAAAAAUUUUGAAGUGACUUUUCAGGAUGAAGAAGCCUUGGAUUGGGGAGGUCCUCGUAGAGAGUGGUUUGAACUGAUCUGUAAAGUUUUGUUUGACACAACCAACCAACUUUUUACCCGCUUCAGUGACAAUAAUCAAGCACUGGUACACCCCAAUCCCAACCGACCUUCUUAUCUAAGACUGAAGAUAUAUGAAUUUGCAGGGCGCUUGGUUGGAAAGUGUCUCUUUGAGUCAUCUCUGGGAGGAGCUUAUAAACAGCUAGUGAGAGCUCGAUUCACAAGAUCUUUCUUGGCUCAGAUCAUAGGAUUAAGAAUGCACUACAAGUAUUUUGAGACAGAUGACCCAGAGUUCUAUAAAUCUAAAGUUUGCUUUAUUCUCAAUAAUGAUGUGAACGAAAUGGAAUUGGUUUUUGCUGAGGAAAAAUACAACAGACUUGGACAGCUUGAGAAGGUAGUUGAACUGUUAACUGGGGGUGCUCAAAUGCCAGUAACCAAUGAGAAUAAAAUAUUGUACCUGAAUCUGCUUGCGCAGUAUAGACUAGCCAAUCAAGUUAGAGAAGAGGUGGAACAUUUUUUGAAAGGUCUCAAUGAAUUGGUUCCUGAAAACCUCUUGGCUAUUUUUGAUGAAAAUGAACUUGAGUUGCUGAUGUGUGGCACAGGAGAUAUCAACGUCUGUGAUUUCAAAGCACAUGCUGUGGUAGUUGGUGGUUCAUGGCACUUCCGAGAAAAGGUGAUGCGCUGGUUUUGGACAGUAGUGUCUAGUUUCACACAAGAGGAACUGGCUAGACUGCUGCAAUUUACCACUGGCUCUUCUCAGCUGCCUCCUGGAGGAUUUGCUGCACUUUGUCCAUCUUUCCAAAUUAUUGCAGCUCCAACACAUAGUACACUUCCAACAGCCCAUACUUGUUUUAACCAGCUGUGCCUCCCCACUUAUGAUUCUUAUGAAGAGGUGCACAAGAUGCUGCAGCUGGCCAUUAGUGAGGGCUGCGAGGGCUUUGGCAUGCUCUGACACCUUCUGGAGGAACCCACUAUCUUCCUUAAUUCUUCAGGGCAAGGCUCAGUCUUACUUCACAGAUCCUUCUCUCGCCCAUCCAAAGGGCAGUGGAGAGCAGAGAAAGGCACCAUGCGAAUUGGAAUAUUUCAGAGUCUUAUGGUGAUCACUCCCUUCUCAGUGGGGUACAUGUUGUGAAUUGGGGUUCACCUGUGGAGUGAGAUUGGAGUUGUAUUUCAUGGGCAUGAUGUGUCUGGGAUUUCUGAUGGGAGGAAGCACGUAAGCCAGUGUUGCAGCUUGGUACGGGAGAAGACUAGGACAGAUUACAUAACGUUGCUUUGGGGGGGUGACUGGUUGAGUUUGGGAGCUCUGAAUCCCCAGAUUACAGAAGUCUUAAUACCUUUCCAUGCCUUGGCCUAAGUUUUCAUGUAAGCAAUCCCCCUUUACUUGGAUGUUACAGGAAGGCUUUUAGUUUUCUUAGCCACCUUGUACUGCACGCUGCCACUUGUUGUUCUUGUUGGUGACAAGAAUUCUAUCACUGGAGCACAAGUGCUGGUUCUUGACAGUGAUGUUGGUCCUCCACCCAGCAGGAGCUAGCAAAAAGGAUGAAAGAGUUUCCACUGAUUUUUGCCACUGAGUUGGAAGAAGAGUUCUCUCCUCUAGGCACUAUUUCUGAGAGUGGUCAUGGACUUCAAACAAGUUGUUUUUACUUACCACCUUCAGAUUCCACUUGUUUUUAAAGAAUCAAUGGAUAUAGCUAUAUAUCUAUAUGGAAAGAUACAGGUAACUGGCUGUCAUUCAUAUUCCACCACUGACUUCUGGGAGGAUUUGAAAGCAGUAGUGGUAGGGCACAAGGCAACUAGCGUUAUGGACCAGUGCAAUGUGGCCUUGAGUACUGGACCCAACCCUCUUUCUAUGUCUCUCAUUUCAUGGUGGUCUGCUGGUUUACUUCUACCACAAAGAAAGUAUGUGGCCUUCCAGAUGCUGCAGUCUCUCCUGUGGUCACUCACCAAUUGACUGUGGAGGUUAAGGUUCAUGAGAGUUUGAAUCCAAAAACCUCUGGGGAGCCACAUGUUAGCAAUCUCUGUUCAGCUAAUGGUAGCAAAAAUGUUAUUUCUGUAGCUUGGGUCAGGCAGAAAGUAGUUAAACAAGACAGUUAUUCCAGCACUUUUCUUUCCUGUGUUCUGCAUCAGAAGCAUCCCAUGGUAAUUUUAGGAGACAAUAUUGAAGCUGUUUAUUAUUGACACUGAGGAAGUGGGCUUGCAAGGCAACACAGUGCACUACUAUUUGGACUAGAAGGGGGCAGCAAGGUGAGUUGUAAUUGAAACAUACUCAUCAAUUACAUAAGACAACACCUUUAGCACUCCCAUUUCCUUGGCAAUAAUGACUGGGAAUUCAGGGAUUCCAGCUGGCAGCUUAACCAAUUUUUGUCAACAAAGCCAAAAUCUGACUGGAUAAUAAAGCUGAGUAUUUUGUUGGCACCUACAGUGCAUUUAUCCUGGUCAGAGGAGAGAGAUAUCCAUGGCUAAAGAUUAUAGUGUCAUUACCUGCUAGAAGAAGUCAUUCUGCUACACACUGGGGCUUUAAUUUUCUGGAGAAGAAUGGGCAUAUCUUAUGAUAUUAUUUAAUAUUGUGGUUUACUUCUCCAUCAUCAGCUGAAUCAUUUGCAAAUCUGCCUCAUUGAAUACUGUUAACUUUUUCUUCGUUUGAAUGUGUACCACAUUUUAAAGAAGUUCAAGCCAUUGUUUUGCCAAAACCAUUAGAAUAACUGAGUAUUGAAACAAUUCAGGGAUCCCUUCCUUUGGGGGGCAUUUUUAGAGACCAACACUGUAUUUUUCUCCAUUGGCAGGCAUUUUUUUCUCCUUUAAGCAAUUGCUUUUUUAAAAAGCACGUAGGUACCAUCUUGAUUGUAUUAAGGAUAAAUUCUGUGGUCAGUGCAAUUAAGGCUUGUGAAUGCCUUGAAACCUUGCCCACUGCUCAUCCGGGGGACCAAACAAAGACUAUGCUGUGUAGCUCAGCCAAGUGAUGGGUUUAGAGGGUGGGGUGUUUCUUGAUGCUGUUCCAGUCUUUUCUUUUGCUCCGUGACCUCCCAAGGCAUUCCCAGGCAUGGCUAGAGGCUGGCCCUGCUACAUCUUCCUCAGGAAUCCCUUUGUUUCUUCUCUAGAGCUCAGUUUUUUUUUCUUUUCCUUUUUUUUACUGAGGACCAAGUGUCUGGAUAUUCAGCAGAUAUCCUCUGUUUGAAACUACUCUAUUAAUAAAUGCAUUUGGCACUUCUUGCCUCUUUGCAGAAGCCAAGAAUUUUCUUUACAUAAGCACAGUCAAAACAGUGGUGGACACCACUAAUUUUUAGCUAAUAAUAUACAUAAUAAUAUGUGCUUGUCUGCAUUCCCUUAAUUAAUAGGGUCACAUUUUUCACUGUGCUUCAUAAUUUCAGUGCAGCAGAUCUCAUUUUCCUAAAUCCUUGCUGCUUAUUCUUUCCUAAACAUGUUAUAAUACCCUGGUUCUUUUUGUGUGAUAUGAUACAGGCUGUGCUGUAACCAACUCUAGUAUGUGUGCACACACGUGUGAGUGCUGAAUAAGUUUCCUCUGUUUCUUUGGCCCUUGUUUGUUUCAUCCAAUGUGGAUUAAUUCCAGGGAUAAAGAUUUAGUUUGCAGUGCAGGCUCCUAUAAAUCUCUGUCUCUCGGACACCCUACGUAUGAGACUAUCUCGCAUGCUUUAAAAUCAAGACCUGUUACUUUAGCUUGGUCAGGGCCAGUUCCCAGUGGCCAGCUUCAGGUAGAAUUCAGCAAGGUUAUGUAAGCCUCUAAUGUAAAUAGUUUGUACAAUAAAUAAAAUAUUUGAAAUAUG